AUGGCAGACCAGUACGACACUGCAGGCCAUGAUGGCCAUGUCAUCGAAUCCCAAUCUCCAGUCAAGAAAUCCGUUGGAGAAUAUUGCAGGACCCGAGUUUCAACACUCAAGCCUCCCAUGCACAAAGCUCCUAAUCCAUUCAAACUUUUGGCUAUGUUGAAUGGAAAACAAUGGCUAUUCUUUUUCGUUGGAUUUGUUGCCUGGACUUGGGAUGCAUUCGAUUUCUUCACAGUCAGUCUUACAGUCUCGGAUCUUGCAGAGGAAUUCGAUAAGACCACUACAGAGAUCACAUGGGGUAUCACAUUGGUUCUCAUGUUAAGAUCUGUCGGAUCUAUUCUCUUCGGUCUCGCCGCAGAUAGAUAUGGUAGAAAAUGGCCCUUUAUCGUCAACAAUCUUCUAUUCAUCGCCCUCGAACUGGGUACCGGUUUCUGUCGAACCUAUAAAGAGUUCCUCGCAUGCAGAGCUUUAUUCGGUGUUGCAAUGGGCGGCUUAUACGGAAACGCAGCCGCGACAGCACUAGAAGAUUGUCCUGAAGAAGCUCGUGGUUUGAUUUCUGGUAUACUUCAACAAGGAUACGCUUUUGGAUAUCUUCUCGCAACAGCUUUUGCUAGAGGUUUGGUAAAUACCACUAGUCAUGGAUGGAGACCUUUAUUUUGGUUUGGUGCAUGUCCACCUGUUCUCAUCAUUAUCUUCCGUCUUUGCCUUCCCGAAACAGAUGCAUAUAAUGAGCGUGUACUUGUUCGAAACGAAAGAGGUAAUAUUGGAGCUACCUUCCUUGCUGAAGGAAAAGUCGCAUUGAGGGAACAUUGGUUGUUGUUAAUUUACUUGGUACUUCUCAUGGCAGGUUUCAACUUCAUGUCCCACGGCUCCCAAGAUCUCUACCCAACCAUGCUUAAAAACCAAUACAACUUCUCGGCCAACGCCGUAACCGUGAUCCAAGUCGUCGCCAACCUCGGCGCCAUGACCGGCGGCACCGUAAUCGGCUACUGUUCCCAAAUCUUCGGCCGUCGCUUCUCUAUAAUCUUCAUCUCCAUCAUCGGCGGUGCUCUCCUGUACCCCUACACCUACACCUCCUCGAGUGCCAUCAUCGCCGCCGCCUUCUUCGAACAAUUCUGCGUCCAAGGCGCCUGGGGCGUCAUCCCCAUCCACCUCAUGGAACUCUCUCCCGGUUCCUUCCGCACCUUCGUCGUAGGCACCGCAUAUCAACUCGGUAAUCUUGUUUCCUCUGCUAGUUCCACCAUCGAAGCACAAUUAGGAGAAAAAUUCCCCCUUCCUCCUAAUGGCAAAACCGCACGAUUUGAAUACGGAAAGGUGAUUUGUAUUUUCCUGGGUUGUGUCUAUGUUUACGUGAUCGUUUUGACGUUUGUGGGGCCCGAAUAUUUGAGGAGAAGUUUCGAUGUGCAGCAUGAUAGUGAUUUGGCGGCGGCAGCUGGUCAUGAAACCAUUGAGAAGAGUAUUAAGAAGAUGAAGGGGAAUGGGGUUGGUGCGGUAGAUGGUGAGUCGGUGGUUGAUGUGGAUGGUGGGUUGGAAAAAGGCGUGGCGAGGAAUAUUGAAUAG
Sclerotinia sclerotiorum 1980 UF-70 is the source of this 1557-nucleotide messenger RNA. RefSeq lists its product as hypothetical. Gene Ontology annotation, biological process: plasma membrane lactate transport. Gene Ontology annotation, cellular component: plasma membrane. The coding region runs from base 1 to 1557 and encodes 518 amino acids. The transcript has 3 exons. Gene Ontology annotation, molecular function: secondary active monocarboxylate transmembrane transporter activity. NCBI's taxonomy places the organism in Eukaryota, Fungi, Ascomycota, Leotiomycetes, Helotiales, Sclerotiniaceae. The record is from RefSeq and is a predicted model, not a curated record.